This is a messenger RNA of Schistosoma spindalis, 210 nucleotides long. The record is from the annotation of a GenBank genome assembly. Lineage: Eukaryota; Metazoa; Platyhelminthes; Trematoda; Strigeidida; Schistosomatidae.
AUGAUUGAUGAUGAUGAUUUGGAUGAUGAUGAUGAUGAUGAUGAUGAUGAUGAUGAUUUGGAUGAUGAUGAUGAUGAUGAUGAUGAUGAUGAUGAUGAUGAUGAUGAUGAUGAUGAUGAUGAUGAUGAUGAUGAUGAUGAUGAUGAUGAUGAUGAUGAUGAUGAUGAUGAUGAUGAUGAUUUGGAUGAUGGUAUGUCGAUGAUUUUAUGA